AUGUCCUCUCAAAGCACCACCAACCCUUCCUCCUUCCCACCCGAAGAAAAGAGCCUGCACCAAGUCCUCAAAGAAAGCGGCUACGACAACCUACAGCAUUUCAUGCAAAGUCACAACCUCAGGAUACACGACGUUGAUGACGUACAACGCGCAAAAGCAAUCCUAAGCCGUUUGCGAGAGUACGAUCGGACCAGCACACACGAUCGACACUCCGAGAACGACAAACCGACUAACAUCAACCAAAACUACGAUUCAGAUUCAGAGUCAGAGUCGGACUCUGGCUCUUCGCGCGGGGUCCCUAUCGGUUUUACUGAAGACGUGGAAGAUGACGAGGAUGAUGCGGACGAGAGUGGGUGUCGGGUUGAUGGGCCGUAUAGUCACUUUGAGUGGGGUUUGGAUGAGCCGGAGUUUGAGGGAUACCCGGUGUUUUCGGAUGAUGAGGAUGGAUAUGACUCUGAUCAGGGGGAAUAUUAUGAUGGGCUGGAGGGCUACUCAGAUGAUGGGGAGGGCUGGUAG
This is a messenger RNA of Aspergillus puulaauensis, 516 nucleotides long. RefSeq lists its product as uncharacterized. Lineage: Eukaryota; Fungi; Ascomycota; Eurotiomycetes; Eurotiales; Aspergillaceae. The transcript has a single exon. The record is from RefSeq and is a predicted model, not a curated record. The coding region runs from base 1 to 516 and encodes 171 amino acids.